GUGGCGUUUCAAAGUCCCAAGUCGGCUCGGCCUCCAUACUCCAUAGAGCUUCGCCUCAGUGUUUCGUUGGAUACCAUCGGGUAUCAAGUCGAGCGCGUGUAGUGUGUAGUCCGGCUUCCCAGUGUUGAUGUAGUAGUGGAUAGGUGCUGCAAAGCCGCGAUAAUAGUGUAUUGUUUUUUACCUUCUGCGAAAAACCGACCGACCCGAACUGCGCCCGGUUUUCAGUUUUAAGGGCGUUUCGAUCGUGCCGACAGUGUGACCGAUAGUGACAGACAUGAAGAAUAAAAGUAAAAAUAAAGUUGAUAGCAAGACCGCUUCGGAACAGCUGAUCAUAACCGAGCAGAGCAAAUCCAACACCAUGGAAAAACCUCCGGUGGACAAGAAGAAGCUGGCUGCUCUGGAGAAAGAGAGGCUGAAGCAGGAGAAGAAACUGCAGGAGAAAAUGAAAAAGGGCAAAACCUACUGCCAGGCCUGCAAGAAGAAAUGUUCGGGAGAGGUGCUUCGAGUCCAAGACAAAUACUUUCACACGCAGUGUUUCAAGUGUAAGGUGUGCGGCAAUUCCCUGGCACAGGGAGGUUUCUUCUCCAAAGAUGGGGCUUAUUAUUGUACGGCCGAUUACCAACGGAAUUUCGGCACCAAAUGUGCUGCUUGCCAAGACUAUGUCGAGGGAGAGGUCGUAACUGCCCUGGGUAAGACUUACCACCAGAAAUGUUUCACUUGCGCCAGAUGCAGACAACCCUUCCCAUCUGGCGAGAAGGUCACUUACACUGGCAAAGAGGUGCUCUGCCCUAAAUGUGUUCAAAUACCCAUUCGUGAUGCCACGCCUAAAACGAGCCCCACCACCAAUAGCGUUAAUGAGUGUGCAGGCUGUAGAGAAGAACUGAAGGAGGGGCAGGCGCUGGUGGCUCUGGACCAGCAGUGGCAUAUCUGGUGUUUCAAGUGCGGUACCUGUGGUGUAGUGUUGCACGGUGAAUAUAUGGGUCGCGAUGGUGUCCCCUACUGUGAAAGAGAUUACCAAAAACAGUUUGGAGUAAAGUGUGCCUAUUGUAAUAGAUUUAUUAGUGGGAAAGUUUUGCAGGCUGGCGACAACCACCAUUUCCAUCCGACGUGCGCCCGUUGCUCAAAAUGCGGGGACCCAUUCGGGGACGGAGAGGAGAUGUAUCUGCAGGGCGGCGCCAUAUGGCACCCCCGAUGCGGACCGGGCCCAACAGAAAACGGCCAGAUCUUGAACGGAACGGGAGAGGCGAACGGCAACUGCACCGAUACCGACGUGUCCAUAAGGGACUAUGACAGGCAUAGUACUUCUGGUGUUAGCGAAUUGCAGUUUUCCAUGAGAUCCCGUACCCCUAGCUUGAACGGUUCAUUGUAUAGCCCCACAAGCAUGUCUAGAAAGCACUACAGUUACCGUACGCCAUCGCCCGGUUUGAUAUUAAGGGAGCCCAAGUCGGCCAUGUUAUCGGAUGAUAUUUCUAGGAUAUACACGUAUAGUUACCUUACCGAAGAACCAACGCUAGGAUACCUAAGGAGACCCAUCAAUCCGUACGACAAAGCCCCAACUUCGCCACAUUUCCACAGACCCACAUCACAAAAUUCUCUGAGGGGAAGCUUCGGGGCCGGAGGUAAGAGGUACGGCUCCCGAUCGGCCAUGAAAGUCUUAGUGGACUCGAUACGUAGCGAAACGCCAAGGUCUAAAUCUCCGCACAUGAACAAUGAGGAACCCAUAGAGCUGGCGCACUUCCCAGGGGCCAAGCCCCCAAUACCCGGGGAACCUACUAAGAUUGAACGGGACGACUUUCCAGCCCCUCCUUACCCAUACACGGACCCCGAACGCAGGAAACGGUGGUCGGAUUCGUAUAAAGGCGUUCCGGAUUCUGACGAGGACGAUCUGGACGGGCUGACAGCCAAGGAGAUCGAGGAUUUGAAGCUGAAGAAGGAGGAAGAGGAGCUGAGUAAGAUAUCGAGCGGUAUAGGGAAGGUGUUUUUGAAAAAUGUCCAGGAGAGGGAGAAGCUUAAACAGUGGAAGGCUGCGCAUUUAGAUCCGAGGAACGCCUCGAGGACUCCAUCGGCAAACAAAGAACCGCAGUACAGGCUACGGUACGACAGCCCGAUCGGCGCGAGCCCUUCCAGAAACUUAGACCACCCAAGGCCAUUCGACGACGACGAUUUUGACAGAUCUUUGAGCUGCCGUUCCUCGAUGGGUAGAUCAAUAGGGGCCAUACCUAAUUACAACGUUGUGAGUGCGCUACGACACGUUCCUAAACCCGGAUAUGGUCUGGCGCCCCGAUCUCACACGUUCAGUUCGUCCGCUGGUAGUUCCGUUCCUCAAAUCCCCGGUGAUUAUUCAUUUAGUGGAAUGGGUGCUAAAACUCAUAGUACUGACUUCAGUUGUGGAAAAUCAGAUAUUUCCACUGGAUCCAUCACAGAUGUCGAAAGACGCGCCCUGAACUCAGACAUGCCAAUGUCAACAACGUACACGGGAGGGCUGGGUCGGUACCCGGGAGGGUACGCGUCACAAGUACGACGCUCCCUUCCAAACAUGGCGCACACGAUGCUGAUAAACGAGCCGGCAAAAAUCUACCCCUACCACUUGCUUGUGAUCACUAAUUACCGACUGCCCGCCGACGUAGAUAGAUGUAAUCUAGAGAGACAUCUUUCGGACCAAGAAUUCGAAGUACUCUUCCAGCUGUCGAGGAUGGAUUUCUAUCGGUUACCGCAAUGGCGAAGGAACGAACUGAAGCGCAGAAUCCGCCUGUUCUAAAUUCACCCAACAAACAUUCGCACUAAAUUAGCUUAUUACCUGUUGCUUCGCUAUAAUCUCUGAACAGCAAACAGUUAGCGAGAGACGCGUUCGUCGGGCAGCUUGACGUCUGACAGCUUCUCAAGAGAGGCGCCGCGAAUUUUGAGUUUGUCAUAAAACUGCUCUACAGUUCCUUUACGAAUUUUUGUUUUUUAUUUUAAUCAUGUAAUUUUAUUUCCGUGUUUUAAUUUCGACUGGACGAGAUUUGCCAUAGAAUAGGUUAGGGAUUUAUGACGAACGGAAUCGACGGCAAACUGUAAACCUUAGAUGUCGCAUUACUACAAAUUUUAUUCGGAAAGUUUUUAAUUGAGGAUGAAAUGGACGGAAAGAUAUUUUUAUACGGUAUCCUGUUUUUAACCUUGUCUAAUUUUAAAUGAAUCGGAACGAUAAUUAUUUGAAGAGAGAGAGUGGCUUCUACAAAAUAUUUCUUUUAGGUCGUAAGUGUAUCUUUAGUGUUAAGGAUAAAAUUAAAAAAAAAAAAGAUUUUUAAACUGGCAUUAUUUAGAUUGCUUUAAUAGAAAUAUUGCUUCUUUGGGCUAGUCGUAAUUCUUUUGGUACAAUUAAUGCUGAUAUGGUGUAUAUUUUUAUAUUUAUUUAAAAAAUAUUUAGGGGUUGUAUUCUUUUGUGAUUAAGAGAUAUAUGUCAGCUGUAUCUGCGCAAGAUUUCGAGUUUUGGUUCAGCCAACGAGAAUGCCUAAAUGCAGUAAAACACCGUUUAACGCAGUUUUUAAAUUUAGUUUGUAGGAUACGAAUACAUUGUAUUAUUGUGUUUUAAAGAUUGUAAAUUGUUUUAUUCUUUUAGUUAUCCGAUAUUUUAAUAUAUUUAAAUUGUUAUAAACCGUAUUUAUUCAGUUUUGAGGUACCUACUUGAGCAUUAGUUUCUUAGAUUUGUUAAGCACAGCUCCAAUAAAUAUCGUAAAAGUAUG
Messenger RNA from Anoplophora glabripennis (Asian longhorned beetle), 3722 nucleotides. Its product is annotated as actin-binding LIM protein 3. The transcript has 15 exons. Gene Ontology annotation, cellular component: actin cytoskeleton. Lineage: Eukaryota; Metazoa; Arthropoda; Insecta; Coleoptera; Cerambycidae. Gene Ontology annotation, biological process: lamellipodium assembly; cytoskeleton organization. Bases 275 to 2758 code for a protein of 827 amino acids. Gene Ontology annotation, molecular function: actin filament binding. The record is from RefSeq and is a predicted model, not a curated record.